Psylliodes chrysocephalus is the source of this 5448-nucleotide messenger RNA. The record is from the annotation of a GenBank genome assembly. NCBI's taxonomy places the organism in Eukaryota, Metazoa, Arthropoda, Insecta, Coleoptera, Chrysomelidae.
AGGUGCUUGUUCGUUCAAAAAAACCUGGCAGGGAAGAUGGUUCCAAAGCGGUGUACCAAACUACCUUUUCAUUAAUAGUACCUACAUAGAAACCAAAGGAGAGUGUUACGAGGAACAGGGUGACAAAUUCUUAGUUUAUGAUAAAUCUGAUGACUGCUAUAGGUGCAUGGUGAUUCAUCCGAAACACGCAAGCGUGCUACAGUAUAAAGAAACUUACUGCGAAUCCAAAGCUUCCCUAGCCGAAAUAUGCCAGCUGAUAACUGGCGAUGCGCCCCUUUACAGCCUCUUCAGGAAGCAUCCUGAGGCUAAACCAAUUCCUUGCCCCUUCAAGAGCGCCCCCUUUACUUUCAGCUACAACAGAAUGACUGGAGACUGCAGCAACCCACCCAGCAAGGCCGAAAGUUGUACGGACGAUUCCAGAUUGGUGCUAAAAUAUCAAGCGUGUCCGGACGUGCCUUCCACGGAAAGUAACGUGGAGGAACUGGUGUGUUUAGCCACGUGGAAAGAGGGCUCUACUAGGUAUUUAAUUGGAAAAAUUUCGCAACCUAACAGAAGGAGUGCGUCUGAUGAAGACCAGUAUCGAUGUUUUAUUUAUCAGAGAAGUACUGAAAAUGGAAAAACUAUUUACAACGUCGCGCAAAGCGGCGAUGCCACUUGUACGGGAUUGGAUCCGACUGCUUUUGAAGGUAGCAGAACGAUGAAGCUCAUUACAGUGGACGAUCAACACAAACGGUGCAAGUUUCCGAUAUGGAUCACCGAUCACCACACUUGGCUGAGUUUGGACCAUCACAAGACCUUUAAGUUUUCCCAAAGGAACGCCACGUUGAAGAUCCUGGACGAUGAACCACCGAAAAACAACAAAGUCCAACCGAACUUCGCACAAGCCUUCGCCUUUGAGGAAUUCGGAUUCCAGUCGCAGGAACAAAGGAAACCAAACUCGGAAAUGCGCUUGGUGUGUCACGGAAUUCUGCAACAGCAGGAACAGAAGAAGGUGCAGAUCGUGGCUCAUGUCACAGCAGGAUGUGAUAGCGGAUAUGUGUGUAUGGUAUUCUACAAGAGGGAUUCUAACGUUAUAGAAAUACAGCAAACUGAAAAUUAUGUAGAGAAUCCAGAUGAGGCGUGCGCAACAUUUGAUGCUUCUACUACUCCUUUCACGACGCUGAUAACAACUACGCUUCAUGCGAAGAAAUGCCCACAUUUAGGACGCUACACGAUAGCAACCGUUUCAACACAAGCCGAAAAAAGAAAAAGAAGGCAAGAACCAGAAAACAAAAACGUAGCUGCCAAUCAAGAACCUGAUUGCGUUUCAGACUAUUACGAAACGUUAUCGGUCGGUUGCAGUGGUUCCCACGAGAUGGAGCUGAAAUCGACGUGUUCGCAAGAACCUUUAUCUUACACUUGCCACGGAAGUUGGGAAGAGAACGGCAUUUCUUACGUCAUCACUACGCCCCAAUCGAAGAAAUCUACCGAAGCCAAAUACUGCUUCAUGUACAAACAGGAUCAAGUUAAUUCUCCCAUCAUCGAAGGCAUUUUAAUCAAAGGCGUUGAUCUGCCGGUGUUGCGGAUGUCAGGCGUCACGGAGAGUUGCCACAGGCAUAUUGUACCGGGUGUUACUGGCAACUGGGCGUUUAAUUUCACUAGUAAUGGUACAUGCCAAGAAAGUUCUGAAAUAAGCUCAAGCCAUCUACUAGUGCCGACCGUGUUGUUAGUAGCUCUUUCCCUGGCGUCAAUAUUAAUUAUGAGAUGAUGAAGAAAGACAGUUUUACACACUUUAUCUGAAUACUAAGUGUUUUCUUGCACCCUUGUAAACACUAGUGGGUAUUUUUGUAAUUAAUUUUAUUCCUAUGUUCGACGAAACAAAAAAAAAACAAAUAUAUAGAAAUAUUUCUGCUGAUCGAAGUUUUUCAAAUUGUUAAAAAGUUUAGGUAUUGUUUUAGAUUAUACAAAUGGGCCUAAAAUUGUAAGACGGUAGUAAUAUUUCUAUAGAUUAGGAAUCUGUAGUCAAUUUUUUAAUAGUUUUCUGUUUGUAACUGCGGUAUAGUCAAGAAAUUGCGUCAUUUCUAUUCGGGUAAUACCAAUAAAAUGUCUUUUAAAUAAUCAAGUUUGGAAUUUGAUUCAGAUUAUGCAGAAUAUUUAUAAAAUUUGAACAUGUGGGUGAAUAUUUUUCAUUGUUUUUCCAAAAACACUGUUAUUUUUGAUAAACAUAAUAAACCGAAAUUAACGUUAAAAACUGAUUUCUCACACUGAAUUUGAUAUUUUAAAAAUACGUGAGCAAUUUUUUGACUUUAUCUGCGUGAAAUAAAACAAAAUGCUGCAGCUAUUUGGAUUGGAAGGUACGGUGAGCUGUGUUGUGAUUAUUGUUGGCUAUACAUAUUGAUAUUUAUUUUUUAAUUAUUCAUACUUUUAGGAUUUUUGGUGCAAAUUACGAGUUUUUAACCACAUUGAUUAUGAUGUACAAUAAAUGUUAUAAAAAUAAAAUAAUAAUAAUUGAAGGAGCUUUUGCAGUACAACGAAAAAUUCUUUAAAAGUAAUAUUUAAAAAAAGUUUCUGUCUUGCCAAUAUUUUGAAAAAUGUGGUUAAAAACGUCAAAAUAUAUUUUUUAUCGAUGUAGAAAUACGUGUGGGCGUGAAAUGAGUUUUUUAUGGGCUUAUUUUACGCCGUGCUAUACAGGAUGUUCAAAUCAGUACCUCUAAUAUUUGCUAAGAAUUAUUUAAUGUUGAGGGAUAGUGGAAAAGUUCGUACAUAUUUUUACAAUAUCAACGUGUACAGGGUGAGUAUUUUUUUAAAUUAAGGUAAAAAAAACUGUUUAAAAAAUCGUUUAAAUGGACUAAAAAUCUAUAAUAUGGUUAAAUAGGUGUGUGUAAACGACACUUUUGUAUUAUAAAAAAUAUACUUUACAGGGUGAGCCAGAAAAGAUAUACUAGUGCAUCAACAAAUUUUGAAAACUCCUUUCUUUUAAAUUUUUCAUAAAUUUCUGAAAACAAUCGAAAAUUCUUCGUUUUUGCAGACCAAUAUUUUCUCCUAACUUUCCUGGAAAAUUCUCUUUGCGGAAUCGGAAAAAUUUGGAUGUCAGAUUGUCAAGAAUAUUAGUGUAUACGGGAGUUUUCAGUUUUUCCGAUUAAUUUGUCGAAAAAUUGGAAAAAAAAUUGGAAAAUAUAUUUUUUGAAAUUCAUCAAACGAAAGAAAUUUUCCUAAAUGGGUGAACCAGGUGGAAAAUGUGUGAUAAACCACUUUACCAAAGCUAAACUACAAAUUUUCUUACACUAUUCGAUAAGGAAAUUUUAAAAAUGCAUUUAUUUUAAUUUUUUUCAUAAUUUUCUAAAAAUAAAGAAAAUUCUUUUUAAUGGGACUAAAAUUUUCCUCUAAUUUUCCUGGAAUUUUCGCCUUCAGAAUUGAAAAAAUUUGAAUGCAAAUUGUUAAGAAUGUCAAGGUGUAUACGCGACUGUUUAGUUUUUCCGGAGAAUUUGUCGGAAAAGUAAGAAAAUUCAAAGAACGAAUAUAUUUUUAUUUUCAUUAAACGAAACGAAAUUUUCCUAAUCGGAUUAUCGGCUGGAAAGUGUGCGAAAAACCACUUUACCGUAGCUAAAUUUCAAAUUUUCCGACACUAUCCGAUAGGGAGGGAUAUUAAAAAUGCAUUUAUUUUAAUAUUUUCAUAAAUUUCUAAAAGAAAUUAAAAGAAAAUUCAUCGUUUUUACGGGACUCAAAUUUUCUCCCAAUUUUCCUGGAAAAUUCGUCUUCGAAAUCGAAAAAAUUUGGAUGCCAGAUUGUUAAAAAUGUCAAAGUUUAUACGCUAAUUUUUUGUUUUUCCAAAGAAUUCGUCGGAAAAGUAAGAAAAUUCAGAAAACGUAAUUGUUUUUCGAAUUUCAUCAAACGAAAGAAAAUUUUUCGAAACAGAUAAUUCAGCUGAAAAAUGUGUAAAAACCCACUUUGCAAAACGGAUGAAUCAUUUGGAAAAAUUAUGAAAACCCACUUUACUGUAGAUAAAUUUCAAAUUUUCCUACAUUAUUCGAUAGGGACAUUUUAAAAAUGCAUUUAUUUUUUCAUAAAUUUCUGAAAAAAAAAAUAUUUAUUUUAUAUUCAUUUUUUAAAAAUUUUCACAUUUUUUUAUUUCCUCCUCCUCCUCCUGUCAUGUGACACAUCAAUCAACGCGUCUUGUCGAACCGAAUAAUUUUUCUUAAGCUCUUUUUGCUCUAUCUCCUCUUUUAAACAAAGUUUUUCCCGGUAAAGCGUUAAAUCCAAAAUUUCCCCUAUUUUUUUUCUAGGAAAUUUGUUCGAGGUAUCAAGAAAAUUUUGAUGUCAGAUUGUCAAGAAUGUUGAAUGGUAUACGUUUUGUUUUUAAGGAACAGUUGGUCUUGCUGGAAAAUGGGUGGAAAAUCACUUUUCCCGAAGGAAUAUUUAAAAAUUUUCAGUAUGUUUCGACAGAGAAAAUAUCAAUGUUCCGGGACCUUUCGAACCCAAUGAAGUUCGUAACAGACAGACAAAGAACACGUAUAUAAAUUCCAAUAUCAUAUACAGGGAGAGCCAAAAUUUGUAUAAAGUUGAAAUAUACAAAAAUUGCUAUUUUUUACAAAACUCCCUGUAGAAAGAUAAAUAAUCUGUCAAAUUAACUAUGAUUUUGGUAUAUUAAAUAACAGUGUUAAUAAAUUUAUUUUCACAAGUUAAUCUAUGUUAUUAUGACUAGUUUUUUUCUGUAUGGGAUCAAUUUUAUUAAAUACUUCCUUUUGUUUAUGGAAAAACUGCUAAAAGAAAGUCCUCUAGUCAUCUACAUGCCUUCUUCUUUAUUUUUGUGGUUAUCUUUAUAUAGUUAAAAAAAAUGGUCCUCACAAGUUCAUCAAUGUUGUAUUUGUGUUCAGCGUCCAGCAUUGAGUUCAAAGAAAUAUGGUCAUCCUAUCCUUGUUUCUAUAAUAUUGUUCGGCGUUCCAUGUUUAUUGGCAUCCUGUUCCUCGCCCAUCUGGGACAUUUAAAGACAGUAUGUUCAACCGUAUCUUUCGUAAAUUCCAUUGUUGCUUUUUUACCUAUUUUGAGUGAUUUGAGACCAAUUGUGUACUUGAUUUGUAAGCUUUUCUUCCUUGAACUCUAUUUUAAAUUUUUCUUCAUCUUAAAUCUUCCAACUUUUGUUUUACAUCUAAUACGGUUUGUGGUAUGACUGUCAUCGUCAACGUUUGCCAAUUGUUUAUCUUUUGUAUAACGCCUAGUGUAGCUUUAAGAAGAAUUGAGAGAGCUGUGAUGGCAUUAGAAUUUGUAUGUGCGCCGACGAGAGUCAGAAUCUAAUUGAAUUCAAUUCUACCAAUUUGAAUGUCGAAUGCCAUGUGCUACGAUAUCUUAAAUGGUAAGAACAUGUACGGCUAUAGUCUGAAAGUUCAAGGUUCGAUCCCUGGUCGUUGCAAUCAUUUUUUCCUUCUUUAAUUCUCAUUUUUUUCAAUUUUUCUUUGGUUUGUUUUCAUUUUG